Messenger RNA from Culicoides brevitarsis, 1785 nucleotides. RefSeq names its product TRAF3-interacting protein 1 (gene IFT54). Gene Ontology annotation, molecular function: microtubule binding. Bases 1 to 1785 code for a protein of 594 amino acids. Gene Ontology annotation, biological process: cilium assembly; intraciliary transport; regulation of microtubule cytoskeleton organization. The transcript has a single exon. Gene Ontology annotation, cellular component: ciliary basal body; axoneme; intraciliary transport particle B. Lineage: Eukaryota; Metazoa; Arthropoda; Insecta; Diptera; Ceratopogonidae. The record is from RefSeq and is a predicted model, not a curated record.
AUGGAAGUCGAUAUAAAAAUAAUAAAAGAAACCCAAAAGUCUCUCGGGAAGUUGAUUAAACGUCCCCAACUGACGGAUAAGCUGUUACAAAAACCUCCUUUUCGCUUUUUGCACGACAUAAUAAAAGCAAUUAUCAAGGAUACGGGAUUCUUAGCGGGACUUUUCACGCCCGAUGAAUUGGAAUACGAGAAAAUCAAGGAUAAAGAAUCCAAAGUGGCUUUUUUGACUAAGUUGAUAAAUGUUGUGAAGAUUACUUCGGGCAAGAAUUUGACAGUAAGACCUUCGAAGAUUAUCGCGGGACUGGAAGCUGCGAAAACGAAUGAAUUGCUACAGGCAAUCGCGUUUUGUGUGGAUCAGAAAAUUGAUAGUAAGGAAGCGAUUCAAAAGGUCAAGGAAGAGUUAGGGGGCGGGGAUGAAACUAAAGUGGCGCCAUCUAGUAAAGUUACUAAACAAAAGGAAACGAAAACUCAAGCUCAAACUAAGAAAGAGGAAAAACCGAAGAAACCAGCUGAGAAAAAGGGAAAAGUGGCGCCAAAGGGAAAAGUUGUCGCGAAACCUGUCGUCGAACAAACUCCUGAACCGGAAACGAAUUCAGAAUCAAAGACAGAAACUGAGAAAGAUAGUGUCAAAGAGUUUAAAAAACUAGAGGAAGAGGCUGCCAAAGCUGAAGUCAAACUUGAACGAGGAAAAAGUGUCAAUGAGGAAGAAGUUUCGGAACGUAAAAUUUCGCCGCCUAAUGAAGUUCCGGCAGUUACAAAACGUCGCAAAAGUCUCACUCAUGCGGAUGCCGUUGACUCAAUUGACCUUCAAAAGGAAGAUGUUCCCAAAGAAGAGCCAAAUGUCAUCGAUGAACCUCCCGCAAAAGACCCAAAAGAACCUGAAACCGAACCAGAACAACCCACAGAACCUCCUGCGCAAGAAUCUCAACCAACCCCCAACAAACGCACCGAUAGUGGGCGCCAAAGUCGCAUGAGCGGUCGUCGUCAAUCCGUCGACGUCGUAGCUACCGAACAAAACGCCAAACGCGAAGCAUCCGCCGCGCAAAAGGCAAAAUUCAUGCGUACCCAAUCCGAGGACAAAAUGGUUAAGCUCCGCCCACAAUCCGUUCGCCCGCCCUCAGCUCGUCCCGGCGCACCAAAACGUCGCGACAAAAACAUCGAAAUAAUCCUGCAGCCCGAGGAAAUUGUCAAACCCCAAACUGACAUCAUUGCAAAGCUCGAUACGCUCGAAGCGGAGCUCGAGGACAACGUCGACAACUUGGUGAUCAUUGAAGAUCCCACUGUCAUGGACGACGGCAUUAUCCCAGCUAGCAAAACGGAUCUCAUCGAUGUUUCCGGCGAAAAAGAGGGCGCUCUUGUCCAACAAAUUCUCGAAACGCAGCGCGAAUUCACGAACGCCGCCGGAAAUGAGCAAAAACAAUCAGAAACCACGUGGGAGUCGCCAUUCGAUAGUCGCGCCUUGACUUCAGCAAAAACUGAGGCCUUGCGCGAAAGUAUUCAAAAACUCACCAAAUCCGUUAAUCCGUUGGGGAAAUUGUUGGAUUUCAUGCAAGAAGAUAUCGAUUCGAUGCAAAUUGAAUUGACGCAACAACUGGAACUUUAUCGGACAGCUUUGGUGGAUUUGGAAGCGGAAAAGGCAGCAACUGAGGCAGCUCUUCAGCCAUUUAGGCAACAAGUGCAUCAGUUAAGGGAAAAUAUCAAACAUUAUGAAACGGCGAUCAUGGAUGUUCGAUGCAACAUUUUGAACAACGAACAAAAAAUAUUCAAAAAACUCAACGAAAUUUAG